CACGCCGUUAAUUUUAUGCGUGCAUGCGCGCGCACGCCGUAAGUGUGCGGCCGGAUUUCGCAACCACGUAUAUACACGUGGUCUUCGUGUUCCGGGCGUCCUGGCGAGAAAACGGUGGAACUUUUAUACACUCAACUUAGCGUUACUAUGAAGAAGAGUCCCUUGCAGCUUCUGCAACGGUGUAAAGGUAAGUUUUUAGGCAACAUUUGUGUAAGAAAAUGACGGGCUGAUGUGAUUCUCAUGUUCCGCGCUACCAGCAAGAAGACGUCGGAGCUUUUGGAUAUGCAACUCAGCGCUAAUGUGAAGAAGAGUCCCUGAAAGCUUCACGAAACCUGUGUAGUGGCGGCCGACGUGUGUGGGAGCAGUACCAACAACGAGCAAUGCCCUUCUUGCUGCCUGUUGGUCGCCGCAAUGGGAAGUGGGCUACUGAUGUUGGUCGUCGGGGUCGGGGGACAACUGGAGCUGCUGUUGGUGCUGCACGCUUCCUGCUGUUGUACGCCCCUAUCAAGCCUUUCGCCAACUCGAGACGAAAGGCUUUGAAUGGUGACGGUCUGGUGGAUGUGGAGGUGUUGUACUUGUGGAGGAUGAACGCGUUGGCGAUGGAAACGUCUACAAGAAACCGGAAAAUGUACUUGUACACUUUCCGGCUCUUUAGACCUAAUUAUUGCUGCCGGUGCCUGGACCUCACGCACAGUGGUGUCAGUGUGCCUGCGUCUGACAGUCCCUCUCACAUCUGGCUGGACAUUGGUCGCCAUCGCUUGCACCUGCUUGUUGUCCAACCAGACUGUUGCCGUCAACUGACCAGACUGUCGAACUGUGAAAUCCCCCCUGCAAAAGUGUGUAUUAUAAAACUAUAUAUGUAGCGUAAUAAUUAUGUAUGUAUGUAGAUGUGUGUGUAUGUAGAGUGUGUAUGCCUGUAGAUGUGUGUGU
This is a messenger RNA of Geodia barretti, 930 nucleotides long. The record is from the annotation of a GenBank genome assembly. Lineage: Eukaryota; Metazoa; Porifera; Demospongiae; Tetractinellida; Geodiidae.